AAAUGUGUACAUUGGGCACGUCUGAAUACGACGACGACACUUUUCAAAUAGAAGAAAUAAGCAAAAAUGCAAAAGUAGCAUCUUGUGUUACCGACUCCACACGCACAUCUAAUACUAAUCCCUUGUGCAAAAAAUGUCGAUAUCAACAAGUUCAACUUGUUUUGAGAAAUAAAAAUCAGUAUUGCAGAAUGUGCUUUUUAACUAUGUUGAUGCAUAAGUUCAAGGCGACUCUCGGUAAAUCCAAGUUAGUGCGACCAAAUGACUCGAUACUUAUUGCCCAUUCGGGGAAAGCAAAUUCAACUGCACUUGUUCAUCUUGUUUCAAGUGAUGCAUACGAAUCAAUUUCCAAGAAACUUCGAUUACAGUGUAAAGUUCUUUACAUAGAUGAUGGUAUGGUGAAAGGACAUACUGUAGAAGAAAGGGAAUUCGUUAGAAAUGCGUUAGCCAAAGAAGCUGAACGUCUACGUUCGACAAUGUAUGUUGUACCUUUGACAAAAUGUUUAACCGAUGUUAUAUAUGAAGAUAUACAGUCUGUAAGUGUACCACAAAUGAGCAUCGCUAUUGAGGAUACUGUACUGGCUGAAACUUUUGAUACCUUGGAAAAUGAUACAGCAAAGGAUGAAUUAUUGAGGCAAUUAAAACGUAAACUACUUGUAUCUGCAGCUCGUAAGCUUAAUUGCAAUAAAGUUUUCAUUGCCGAUACAUCUGUUGAUCUUGCUAUAAAAGUUCUUGGAGAUGUGUCAACUGGAAGAGGUUCUCAAUUGCCAUUUAAUGUUGCUUUCUCCGAUGUACGACACGCAGAUGUGAUGCUACUCAGACCACUCAGAGAUUUUACAGGAGAUGAAGUAAUCGCAUACCUCGAUUCUUUUAAACUCUGUCCCGUUCUUAAUUCUCAAAAAUCCAACUUUUCUUUUCCCCUUUCCAUACGAAAUAUCGCAAGAGGUUUUGUUCAUCAAUUAGACUCGGAAUUUUAUGGCACUGUGUCUACGAUAUAUCGUACUAGUGAAAAAUUGGCAACAAAGAUCGAUGAACUCAAUAGUGUAAACAUUAAUAUGGGUAUCGAUGCUAGUACCGAUGCCAAUACCGAUGCUGAUACUAACGUUAAUAACAUUUGUAUACUCUGUGAAUUAAAUUUAGAAUCACGUUUACCAUCGGAAGAACAGCUUUCAAUGGUGCAGGCAAAAUUGUUUUCUAAAUUCAUUUCUACAAUUACAGUUCCUUCGUCAGAUGCAAUUCUAGAUUCUUUGAACAUUUGUGAACAGACGGACAGUGCACAAAUUAAAACUAGAAAUACACUAAAGAGGAAAACGUGUCAGUGUCAUAGUAUUGCUUGUGAUUCCCCUAAGGAGCAAUCAAAAAUUGAAAAAUACCUUUGUUAUAGUUGCAGGCUAAUUUUCUUGGAUUCAAAACAAAUGUGCACCACCUUACCUAAUUUUAUUCUUACCGCGAUCGAGAAAAAACUACAAAUUGCAUGUUUACGAAAAGAGAUAAAAGAUUUUUUAUUGUAA
Molecule: messenger RNA, 1508 nt
Organism: Habropoda laboriosa
Lineage: Eukaryota; Metazoa; Arthropoda; Insecta; Hymenoptera; Apidae
Gene: Ctu2
Product: cytoplasmic tRNA 2-thiolation protein 2
Exons: 3
Coding region: 3-1508 (501 amino acids)
Biological process (GO): tRNA wobble position uridine thiolation
Cellular component (GO): cytosol
Molecular function (GO): tRNA binding; sulfurtransferase activity
Source: RefSeq, a predicted model, not a curated record